AUGUUACCUAAUUUUCAACGGUCGGGCUCACUAAUCACGAUUCCCUACCGGCGUUUUGCUAUCCCUUAUAAUCAGCCAUCUUUUCGAAAAAGCCGACUUACAAGGGAUGUUAGCGGUUUAAAUCAAGAUAGCAGUGAAUCAAGCGAACUGAAUAUGAGAGAUGAAAGUGAAAAUAGCAGCGAAGAAAGUAUGGAAGAUAACACAUCCAGCAGCCUGGGAAAACGUGGCCUAAGAAGUAACGCCAUGCUGCCGAUAUACCAACAACCGGAAGUGAAUCCCUUUGAAACGAUGAAAAAUAUAGAACACAAAGAUUUUUCUACAAAUCAUGGCGGCAUGAACAAAGAAGCCGAUGACUCUUCAACUGGCAACGCCGACGUUCAUCCUCUUGAUACAAUUCAAGGCGGUCCUGGUAGCUACCAACAUGUCUUUGUCGGCCCAUCCUCUAAAAGUAAUGACGCAGAGCCUCUUUAUUCAAAACGUCCAGAGGAUAAUGACAAUUCAGAUGAAGAUAGUCUUUCACGUGGCUUAUCUGAUCAAAAUCCAGCCUUGAUCAAUGAAGAUUUUCUUGUCAAAGAUAUCGCCUACGACCAAACAGCGGACAAAACACUUGAAGGGCAGACUUACAGAAUAGCUGAUUUGGAUGAUGGAACCUCAAUGAAUGGUAUAUACACGAACGGAGAACAAGCUAAACGUUUUAAUGAUGGGAUGCAAGAAAUAGUCAAUGCUCUCGGAGGGCAAUCAGCCUCAAGAGGAUCUGGAAGAGGCAGAGAUGAUAGACGAAAUGAUGUUUGGACAGAUGUUGAUGUAUUUGACUGGAAAUCGCAAGCGAAUGUAGAACCAUCAAUUUCAUUCUUUCCUUUCUUACUUUUAUUUUCCUUUUGCUUCAUUUUUUUUCAAUCUUUCUUUUUUCUUUUUCUUUCUUUCUUUCCUCGUUAUCUUUUUCAUUCGGUAUUUUUUUCUAUCUUUUCUUAUCUUUCUUCUUUUUUCUAUUUUUCUUUCUUUCAUUCUUUUUUUUCUUUUCUUUUCUUUUUUCCUUUUCUUUCUUUUUCUCUUUCUUUCUUUCCUUCUGUCUUUCGUCCUUUCUUCUAA
Acanthosepion pharaonis is the source of this 1089-nucleotide messenger RNA. Lineage: Eukaryota; Metazoa; Mollusca; Cephalopoda; Sepiida; Sepiidae. The record is from the annotation of a GenBank genome assembly.